UAGCAUUCCACCCACGCCUCGCAAGCCACCCAGUCGUCUGGUGGCUGACAUUUCCCUUUUGCGUGGCGUGCCUCCUCUGUUUGCCUCGAUCCCGUCUGCGUUGUGUUUGUGUUUGUGUUUGCCUCUGCCUCGGUUCUCAUUACCCGUCAUGGUCGCCAUGGCAGUGCCACGUGCGCUUGUAUGUGCUUUGGCGCUCCUGCUCUGCACCUCUGCUGCAACCGCAUUGGAUGUGCAAGUUGGCUGGGACCGGUCGACCUUGACCGUGAACUUCAAGACUCUCCCAUCUGUGCUGGAAUCCUUGUCCAACGUGACGGUCUUUGACGGUUCCAUUAGCAUUCUCAAUACGGUGUGCAACACAUACUCAUACGCUCAGCUCACCUCGUUCUUCGGAAACAUCCGAGAAAUCCGCGGCUUCCUCUCCGUGGCACUCUCCGAUGCUCCAUCCUGGGAUUGCGUGUCCGACCUGGGCUUCUUCGCCAACUUGCGAGUGAUUCGUGGAUUGACGGCUUACACAGAUACGGCAACGGAUGUUGCGUUGUACAUCAACCCAGCGGACAUGGCUCCAAGCCACCUGGGCUUGUCCCGCCUUCAGAUGGUGGGCAAGUACGGGAUCAAUAUUCAAGGCCUCCGUCCAAACUCUGCCAUUAUGUGCGGCAAGGGCCGGGUUGACGACGCAGGGUUUGAAGGGGUGAAUCUCACCGCCCUCCUCCCUGGUACAGCCUCGCGCGUGGGCACAUCACCGGUGAAAUUUGAAGUGACAAACGGCGAUGACGUGGCCACUGUCGAGUACAAUCAGGACCCUCCAGCCAACGGUGACUUUUGCCCAUCCCCAUUCUGCCACGCCAGUUGCAACGGGGUGUGCUGGGGCCCCGAUGCGGGUGACUGCCAGGUCGUGUGCAGCCAAGACUGCGGCACCGCUGGCUGCUUCGACACGUCGCCCGGCACCUGCUGUCCUGCGGAGUGCUUUGGCGGCUGCACAGAUGACAAUGGUGUCACCCUGUGCCAUGCUUGUGCGGAUGGGUAUCUCAUCACAAGCAACGGCACUUGCGUGCUGGACAUGGGCAACUCGUCCUGUCCCACAGGCUCCUACCCUGCCGGCCUCUUCAUCGAGCAGGUGGAGGGCUGUGACGACGACCGCGCAAUCACCCGCACCGUCAGUCACUUUUACUGCAACGACAACUGCGAGGCCAACCAGCACGACCCGCUUGCCCUUGAGGAUGGCGUGUGCGUCGACGUGUGCGCCAGCGGGCGUGAACCAAACGCAACAACAAAUGAGUGCAUUCCCCUCGCAGAGGGUGAAAUCGCCUACAAACCUUGCCGCUCUGUUUUCAAUGUUGUUGAUCGCUGUACACUUCGCUACCUUGAGGAUGAAGACUGCGACACCCUCCUCGGCAGCAUCAUCGCUGUGAAGGAUUCCUCGCCAAACGCCCUCGCAUACGCAACAGAGGCAGAGCUGCAGGUGCUGUCCAGAAUCAGACGUAUCUUGGGGUCGGUGCAGCUGACAUUUGCGCCCUUCACGUCGCUCAACGUGCUGCGAUCUGUCGAGUACAUUGAGGCCCGAGAUGGUGCACGCCCAAGUGGUGUUGACUUUGGACUGGUUUUGGUUCUGAGUCCACUGCUUCGUACUGCUCCUCUCGCGUCGCUGCGCUACGUUCCUUCUGUCUCGUUUUCUGGCAACCCCAACCUGUGCUUCUACUACUCCACCAUCGACUGGGAGGAGCUUGGGGUGACCUCUGUGUCACCCGACCCCGUGCCGGCCGCCACGUUUGGCUUCACCUUCAACCCGCUCUCGUACACAGACGACUUCGUGACCACUCACGACUCGUUUCCAAAGGAGCACCCGGCAUGCGACUCCACCUGCCACCCCCUGUGCCGGCCAGACCGGUGCUGGGGCCCCGACAUUGACGACUGCCAGCGCUGCCCAAACAACACGCUGCUGCACGAGGGGGCGUGCCUCGCAGUCGGUGAAACCUGCCCAGAUGGGUUCUACUCCAACACGUGGUCGUGCCGCCCCUGCCAUUCAGACUGCGCAGCGUGCACGGGCCCAACUGCAAGCGAGUGCGCGGCGUGUGAGGGCGCGUUGUAUCUCAAGGACUCGCGGUGUGUCCCCGGCUGCGGUGACAACUUCUUCGCCAACGCCACAACAAACGCUUGCGAAAGCUGCCACACACAGUGCAUGCAAUGCUUUGGCCCGGCGAGUGACGAGUGCGCCGAGUGCGUGGCUGGGUUUUCGCUUCGCCCUUGGAACAACACGUGCACCCCUGUGGGCACGUGCCCGACCGGCUACUUCAGUGACACUGCGACGAAGACAUGCACUGCGUGCCCCUCCAACUGCAUUGCGUGCACCGCCAACACUGCAAACGCCGUUCCGCCCAUCCUCUGCCUGCAAGCGGACGACGGGUACUAUGUGACUGGCGGGCAGGUGUUUGCUGUGGACACGUGCAUGCCUGGGAUGGAGUACGAGCAAAUGGCGCCCACACCCACGAGCAACCGCGCGUGUGCCCCCAUCACCCAGUGCGUCGUUGGCCGCGAGUACAUCUACGAGAACGCAACUAGCGUGUCGGAUCAGGUGUGCGCAAAUUGCACGGAAUGCGAUCCUGUGACGCAGGUGCGGCGUCAGGGCGCGGGCUCGUGCGAUGGUGUCGUUGACUCCGUGUGCGACUUUAUCAACGUGUGUCUGCUGGACGGGUGCAUGAACGGUGGCAACUGCACCAGCUACAACGGCACCACGCGCGUGUGCAGCUGCACAUCCGGUUUCUGUGGCGACAGCUGCCAGUUUGUGAUGGGCAGCGAUGGCGUGUGCGGCGCCACAACAGCGCAGUCGUCGACCGAGCAGCUGUUUACGGCGGUGGGCGGGGCUGCCGGCGGUCUAGUCCUCCUCGUUGUCCUUGUUGUCGUCACCCUUCGCGUGCGUGAGCGCAUCUACGGCGAGAUCUACAAGCCCGACGACAAGUUCAGGGCGCAGCACGCGCCGACGGAUGCGUGGGAGAUUGAGAGGGACCUGCUCACGGUUGGCCGGGUGAUUGGUGAGGGCCAGUUUGGCAAGGUGAGCCGUGGCCUGCUGGUCAAGUCACGCGACCCGUACGACGAGACGCCAGCGCAGGAUGUGGCGGUGAAGCAGCUCAAGGGCAACGCCAACGGCACGCAGGAGGAGGACGAGUUCUUCAAAGAGAUGGACCUCAUGAAGUCGCUUGGCCGCCACAGGCACGUGCUGAGCCUCGUCGGCGUGUGCACGCUUGAUGACCCGAUCCUGCUGCUGACGGAGUUUUCGGAGCACGGCGACCUGCGUUCAUAUCUGCGCUCGCACCGCCCAUCCCUGACGCAGCCGGAGUCCAUCUUUGAGGAGGACAAAAUUGACUUUGGCGCCCAAAUUGCCAGCGGCAUGCUAUUUCUCGCCGACAACAAGAUUGUACAUCGUGACUUGGCUGCGCGCAACAUCCUCGUCUCGUCCGGCACCGUCCUCAAAGUCUCCGAUUUCGGCCUCGCACGAGACGUUGCUGGGGAGGACAUGUACGAGAAAAAGUCUGCUGGCAAGAUUGCCUUCAAGUGGAUGGCGCCAGAGUGCAUCAACGACCGCAUCUUCACGACCAUGUCUGACGUGUGGUCAUUCGGCAUCACGCUGUGGGAGAUUGCGACGCUCGCCCGCCCGCCGUAUCCCGAGAUGAACAACUAUGAGGUGGUGCAGGCGCUCAAGACGGGCUAUCGGAUGCCGCCGCCGGACGAGUGCUCCGAUGAUCUCUACGACAUCAUGCGCCGCUGCUGGGUCGACAGUCCUGAGCGGCGACCCUUGUUCAAGGAUCUGCUUGAGGAGCUGGCCGGUCUCGCUGGCAAGUCGACUGCAGCCUAUCUUGACGACGCCGCAGGCGAGAAGCCAACCAAGCUGGCAGACGGCGUCAUUGAGCGGCUCAAGGAGGAUCCGGACCGCCCGUAUCUCAUCCCAACGCUGCAGCGCGACCAGCUGCCCGAGCUGAGCAAGCACCAGGUUGAUCUCGCCACCCUCGCAGAGGAGGACGAAGACGACGAUGGCCUGGGCUACGUGGAAGGGAAGGUUGCCACCAACUUUGAGGAGCCCGAGGAGCAAGAAGUCAAGGAGACGCGCUUGCGCUGAUUUGCGUUUGAGAGAUGGCGGUGGUGUCUGUUGUUGAUGCGGUGUGUGCCCGCUUUCUUUUCGCCAGUUGGCACACGAGCAGUUCUUAGUUACCCGCUUGUUCUUUUGCCCUUGUUUCCUCAUGCCUGUUGAUUCCUCCCAAUUGGAUGUGUGUGUGUGUGUGCGUGCGUGUGUGUGUGCGUGCGUGUGUAUGUGUGUUGUGUUGUGUUGUGUUGUGUGUUGCGUGUUGCGUGUUGCUUGUGUGUGUGUGUGUGUACAUGUGUGUGUGUGUGUGUUGCGAGACAGUUGCUGGUCUCAUGUUCUCAUGAGUUGGGACGAGUUGCCACGUUGCCCAUAAAUUUUCUACAAGCACCA
Salpingoeca rosetta is the source of this 4462-nucleotide messenger RNA. Its product is annotated as TK protein kinase. Gene Ontology annotation, molecular function: ATP binding; transmembrane receptor protein tyrosine kinase activity. The record is from RefSeq and is a predicted model, not a curated record. NCBI's taxonomy places the organism in Eukaryota, Choanoflagellata, Craspedida, Salpingoecidae. Gene Ontology annotation, biological process: cell surface receptor protein tyrosine kinase signaling pathway; positive regulation of kinase activity; multicellular organism development. The transcript is spliced from 19 exons. Gene Ontology annotation, cellular component: signaling receptor complex. Bases 149 to 4108 code for a protein of 1319 amino acids.